Drosophila navojoa is the source of this 1491-nucleotide messenger RNA. RefSeq lists its product as uncharacterized. Lineage: Eukaryota; Metazoa; Arthropoda; Insecta; Diptera; Drosophilidae. The record is from RefSeq and is a predicted model, not a curated record.
CAACAGUCAGACAGCACAAGGUGUCCGGUCGAGAGCACGGAUUGAAUAGCAGCUGCCAACAAGAAUAGCCGAGAAACUUAAGCACCAAGGAAAACAGUUUGUGGAUAGAUAAGCCCAGGCCCAACUCAUCAACAUGAAGAUCUGUGCUCUAGCAUUGCCCGCUCUGCUGCUGCUGGCUCUGGCAGCACCUGGCGAGGCCACCUUUGGCAAGCUGGGCCUGGUGGUGGGCGGCACUGGCGGCGGCUAUGGCGCAGCCUAUCCAUAUGGUGGUGGCUACGGCGGCGGCUAUGGCGGUGGCUACGGCGGCGGCUACGGCGGCGGCUAUGGCUACGGCAACGAGAACAUAGUCAAGGUGAUCAAGGUGUCGGUGCUGCCCAGCGGAGGAUAUGGCGGCGGCUAUGGCGGUGGCUAUGGAGGCGGCUAUGCCAGCGGUGGCUUCGUCGGCGCCGCUCCGGCCAUAUCCACAUCGGCCGUUGUCACGCCCGUGGUGACGUCGGUGGCAACACCUGUUAUAGCCGGCGGCAUUGGCGGUGGCUAUGGAGGCGGCUCUGGCGGCGGCUAUGGCGGCGGCUAUGGCGGUGGCUAUGGCGGCGGCUACGGCGGUGGUUAUGGUGGUGGCUACGGCGGCGGCUACGGCGGCGGUGAACAAGUCAUCAAGGUCAUCAAAGUGAUUGAGCAGCCUCAGAGCUAUGCUCGUUCCAGUGGCGGUUAUGGCGGUGGUUAUGGCGGUGGUUAUGGUGGUGGCUAUGGCGGCGGUUAUGGUGGUGGUUAUGGCGGUGGCUAUGGCGGCAGCAGCAGCUAUGCCUCUUCCAGCAGCUACGCAAGUGCCGCUCCCGUGCAGACCAUCCAGAGCAGCGCCGUGGCUCAGGCCGUGCCAGCCAUAAGCUACUCCGCCCCGGCACCAGCGCCAGUGACCUAUUCCGCUCCGGCACCACAGCCCGCUCCGAUUACCUACUCGGUGCCCGCACCACAGCCGGUGGUGCGCGUGCAGCCAGCUCCAGUGACUUACAGCGUGCCCGCACCACAGCCGGUGGUGCGCGUACAGCCAGCACCCGUGACAUACAGCGUGCCCGCACCACAGCCAGUGGUGAACGUGCAGCCAGCUCCAGUCUCAUAUCCCGUGCCCGCACCACAGCCCGUGUCGCGCCAAUACGUGAAGACCAUCAAGGUCAUUGUGGACGAUGCCAACAGCGGCGUCAACCACCUGCCCAGCCCAGUCUACGGACCGCCCGCGGGCGCUGGCAGCGGCUGGAACAGUGGCUGGAGCAACGGUGGUGCCAGCUACAACAACGGCGGCUGGAAGAGCGGCGGCAUCUGGGAGAAAUUGGCGUCCGGCUGCUAAGCACUUCCUUACCCCUCACGCCCCCACGAGCUUGCUACACCAACUGCCCACGAUCUAUACCUACUCAACUGUUUAAAAUUAUUAAUCUCUUUUUUUUUUUUUUAGUUUUAAAUACAUUAUCGAAUAAAUGUUCUCCCAAAUUGCUCGUC